AGACCCUUUAAAAAGUAGCAUCUUCACCCGGGAUUAUUUUAGUCUAACCUCCUGCAUGGUCCUGACUGUGGCUGAGUGUUCGUGGCUGAUUUAGCUGUCGAGUAAAAGCAGCUAGCUGGCCAAGUUGUGGUUCGUCAGAUAGCUAAGCUAAGCUAGGCUAACUAUCCACUGCUGCCUCUGUGUAUAAUUAGCGUGCUAGUUUGGCUAGCCACCUAGCGGACUGUUUGUGGGAUCCAGAUAGUCGGGGUGGAGGAUCACAAGUGUGGCUGAAGGGCUGAGACUGGGAGAGGAAAGCUACUCUGCACUGGAGGGCAGAGCCUAAUGCCUCAGAAAUGUGAAACUAUCAGUUACUGUUGUCCCACCCCUUACAGGGAACCAAGGAAACAAACCUGCCAUCCACAGAAAGUCUGGAGGUUUUCAGCCAUGCACCUCAAGCCAUACCCUAAACUACAGGAUAAAGAACUUCACCAGGACAGGGGACAGGAUGGCACAGGAAAUCUUGUGGGUCAACGGGGAGUACUCAGAACUGAGUGGGGUGAUCGCCAAGCAUGCAGUCUUGUAGGUUCGCCUGGCAACGGCACAGUCAACCGGUGCCCCCUCAGUGUCCUUUCCACCAAUACUCUCCGUUGUACCACCAACAAUAACAGUACCACACCCACAAAAGCAAGUGAGAGUUUCUACCCAUCAUGGGGCCACAAGAGCAAGACAUCUUCCUCUGUCACUACAUUCACUAGUUCUUUAGUGCUACUCUCCUCCUCCACUGGCAUGGAGAAUGAAGGCUCACUAGGAAUAUACCAAGGGGAGGAUGGGGAGGGAUCGUUAGACAUAUGGGCAGUCAUUAAGCCUGGAAACACCAAAGAAAAGAUUGCAAUAUUUACUGCCCAGAAAUGUAGUCACAUUGCAACAGGUGGCAGUGACAAAGCUUCCGAUAAACUGGGAAUUACAACAGAUUUGCGAACAGUAUCGAUGAAAAGCAAGGGUUGUUGGGAUGGUGACUGGUCUGUGGCCAAGCGACGAAAGCGGUCUGGAAAUGUAGACAAGUCCACAUGCAUUACUCCUCCUGCACAAAAGUCUGAAUUCUGUACAGCACUCUUGAACACCAACAAAAACAGUGCUUCCUCUGGUAUAGCUGGGGAGAUUGAGAAGACCGAUGGAGAAGAUGGUGGGAAAACAGUUUCUGUGGUUGAAAUGGUGGCAUACUUGGAGCAGAGGGCUAGCGACCAACAUGUAGACCUGAAACGUCCAUCAUUGCGAAGCUCCAGCACGUUUACUCUGUCCAAAAGUCUGUCCCUUCUUACUCAAGCUGAACCGGUAUCAAAAGGCCCACAGCAGUCCGACGUCAAUGAGGAAGAAGAAUCUGUGCGAGUGCUGGACAUGGUUGCUAAGUUGGAAUCUCAGUGCCUCAGCAGACAAGGUAUGAGAGAGGGAGGAGACCUCUCGCGCAACAACAGUUUGCGAAGAAGAGUGGGGCGUGUUUUGCUAGCAGGAUCUGAAUCAUACUCUGCAGUCUUGCCUAGCCAGGUGGCAUUGCCUAGCCUUCCUCAGGAUAAGAGAGCUGAUGGUCACUCGGAGCAAGUUGCUAAUGAUGUAGAUAAGCUUAAAGCCCUGCCAGAAGCCCAUGUACCUGUGCUCUCGGAGCGUUUUGCUCUUAGAGGUAGGAAUGUGGCCAAACGGGAGACAUUUGAUAAAGUAGACACCAUAAACAGCCUGUGUACUCUGGCCAAUCAGGCCAGCUCAGAGACCCAUGAGUGCAGAGAGGAGCCUCUUCCAGGCAUGCUGUUCUUUGCGCAGGCUCCUCAGGAGCAGAGAUGUUGCUCUAUUUCUAAGAAUAUCUCCAUAUCCCAAAAUACAGAGGACCCUUCUAAUGACCAAAAAAAUGAACAGAGAGGGGCACCACUACACAAACAGGCACUUGAGCCGCCUUCUGCUAAUGUGGCUUUCAGAGAGGAAAACUUGGAUAAACUGGAGGACGAGCAUGAUUUGGUGGAAAUGGAAGAAGAGUUUGGUGGAAAUAAUCGCAGUCCUGUGCCUUUGCGUCGCCUAGUGUCUCAUGAAUUCUUGGAGACCCGCUUUAAGAUUCAGCUCCUCCUGGAGCCCCAACAGUAUAUGGCAUUUAUGCCCCACCACAUCAUUGUCAAAAUCUUCAGUUUGCUGCCUACUGAAAGCCUGGCUGCCCUCAAGUGCACCUGUCAUUAUUUCAAGUUCAUAAUCGAGAGUUAUGGUGUGCGCCCAGCUGACUCCCGUUGGGUCAGUGAUCCACGCUACAAAGACGAUCCCUGCAAGCAGUGCAAGAAGCGCUAUGACCGUGGUGACGUGUCACUUUGUCGUUGGCACCAUAAGCCCUAUUGCCAGGCGUUGCCCUAUGGCCCUGGCUACUGGAUGUGCUGCAGGGAGGCCCAUAAGGACACACCCGGUUGCAAUGUGGGACUCCAUGACAACCAGUGGGUUCCUGCCUUUCAUAGUAUCAAUAUGCCAAUUUAUAAAAAAAGCUGUGACGGUGAAGAUGAUGUGUAGUGUGCUGGAUUGGGAUGGUGUAUGCAUAUUUUUUUUGUUUUUUUUGCAAGUCCAUGUAACUGUAACUGGUAUGGGUGAAUACUGGUUCUUGUGCCUCUGCCAUUAAUAGGAGCAUGUGCUUUUUUUUCUUUCUUUCUUCUUUCUUCUUUUUUUUUAUUUUUUAUUUUUUAAAUUGUUGAAUCAGCUUGCAUCCACACUGCUGAAACUAACCAGAUGUAUGGCUGUAUUUUUGCCUCUAAUUCUCCCCUCUGCCCACCAACCACCACCAUGUCUACAGAGCCUACUCAGGUCCUUAAAGUUGAUCUGCACUUUAACCUUCAAUUGCUGAAUUCUUGCAAAUUGUCCAGGGUACUUUCCGUUGUUUUUAUGCUCAACAAGCAUUAAUUAGUGUCGCACUAACUUAUUUGUGUCGCAGUAACUGAGAACACUUCAGAAACAUUUCCCAUUUCUUGUAAUUUAAUGUUAGACACAAAAAGCCUAACUAUGUUUUAGCAUAUAUUUCAAAACAAUUAGUCCAUUUUUCUUUUCCUAACAGACAAGUUGGCUUAAAGAGCUUAAGGUAGAUAAAAAUCUGCUCCUUCGCCCAUCUUAUAAUUGCAAUGGCUAUAAAUGUUCUGGGAUCAUGUACUUUUUAGCAUUGUUUCUCGCUGGUCUGAAAGGCGAUCCCAGUUGUUUACACUGUACAUAGCAGAGACUUAUAUAAUAAUAGGAUAAAGAGUUUCUAUUACUUGCAAUGGGUCCUUGGGUGGAACACCUUUUCAUGGCUGUGUUGUAGUCCACAUUGCUUCCUCUAGUUUUACAGUGUUUCCUUAAACUGUAAAGUGGCAGUGUGCAUGCCUUUAACUUCAAUAUCAGCACCUCCCUAGUAUGAUGCAGUGUUUCUCAUCGGGAAACCUUUGAAUGUAGGGAAGGGAUUCAGCUGCAUUAUCUUUUUCCACAGCCAUCUGGAUGGCAUCUGAUUUAAAAAAAACUGUCCAUCGCAAUGUAAAGAGAAUUGUCUCCAAAGUGCAUUUCAGAGUUUUAAAGAGCAUUAUAAUACAUGUGCUGUUUCUGCCUUAUGAGGCAUUUUACUUCAAUAAAGUGUAUUCAAGGAAGAUUUAA
Molecule: messenger RNA, 3615 nt
Organism: Hemibagrus wyckioides
Lineage: Eukaryota; Metazoa; Chordata; Actinopteri; Siluriformes; Bagridae
Gene: fbxo34
Product: F-box protein 34
Exons: 3
Coding region: 322-2514 (730 amino acids)
Molecular function (GO): protein binding
Source: RefSeq, a predicted model, not a curated record